AUAGGCUCCCUCCUCUCUUCACCGUUAACCUCACCUGAACAAAUGGCUGCAGUCAAGCAAAUCGUCGACAAGGCUAUCUCCGAGAACGCUAUCGCCGUCUUCUCCAAGUCUUACUGCCCUUACUGCAAGGCUGCCAAGGAGACCCUCGCUGCCUUCACCAAGGACUUUUACGUCAUUGAGCUUGACCAGGAGUCAAACGGCGCCGACAUCCAGAACUACCUCGGGGAGAAGACUCAGCAGCGCACUGUGCCCAACAUCUUCAUCAAGGGCAAGCACAUUGGCGGCAACUCUGACUUGUCUUCUCUCAAGUCGAGCGGCAAGCUCAAGUCGCUGAUUGAGGCGUAG
Molecule: messenger RNA, 345 nt
Organism: Protomyces lactucae-debilis
Lineage: Eukaryota; Fungi; Ascomycota; Taphrinomycetes; Taphrinales; Protomycetaceae
Product: thioredoxin-like protein
Exons: 4
Coding region: 43-345 (100 amino acids)
Biological process (GO): cellular response to oxidative stress
Cellular component (GO): cytoplasm; nucleus
Molecular function (GO): glutathione disulfide oxidoreductase activity
Source: RefSeq, a predicted model, not a curated record